AUGUAGUCGAUAUCCUAAGAUAGGAGUACCCGCUUCCUCCUUCUCUUCUCUUUGUCUUCCUUCUUCUCCACUUCUCCAAGGUUCGACAACCUCUUUUCCCUCGCCACUUCCCUCGCAGUAACCGUUAAACUCUUCCACAUUCUCUCACUCUUUCUUCUCUUCUCACCUACAAAUUCACCUCUUUUUGUUUUACACACUCACCCACUCAAGCAUCAUGAUGUCAUUGGUGAAGUACUCAGCAUGGCCUCUCACCAACCCUGCUUCCUUAAGUCACGCGCCAAGGCCUCAACUCUGCACUUUCCCUUCUAUCCACAACCACACCGUUCAACCCUCUCUCUCUUCCCUCAAACCUCUUCACGUUUCAUCCGCUCACAACUUUGCUUUGUCGCCAAAACUCAGAACAAGGGUCACACAGUGCCAGGCCUAUGAAGCAGACAGGUCGCGGCCAUUGGAGCUUAACAUUGAGCUUAACCACGAAGAAACAGGGAUCGAAGCAACCCAGAGACUCAAAAUCGGUUUGUAUUUUGCGACGUGGUGGGCUUUGAAUGUGGUCUUCAACAUAUACAACAAGAAGGUUCUGAACGCCUUUCCUUACCCCUGGCUUGUUUCCACUCUCUCCCUUGCUGCUGGCUCUCUCUUGAUGUUAAUCUCAUGGGCCACAAGGGUUGCCGAAGUUCCCAAUGUUGAUCUGGAGUUCUGGAAGGCCCUUUUUCCUGUUGCUGUGGCACACACCAUUGGGCAUGUUGCAGCUACUGUGAGUAUGUCCAAAGUUGCAGUUUCAUUCACGCACAUCAUCAAGAGUGGAGAACCUGCUUUCAGUGUUCUGGUAUCAAGGUUCUUGCUAGGGGAAGCAUUCCCUGUGCAGGUUUACCUUUCACUGCUUCCGAUUAUAGGAGGUUGCGCACUCGCUGCUGUGACAGAGCUCAAUUUCAACAUGAUUGGAUUUCUGGGCGCUAUGAUAUCGAAUUUGGCCUUUGUGUUUCGGAAUAUAUUCUCGAAGAAGGGAAUGAAAGGGAUGCGUGUUAGUGGAAUGAAUUACUAUGCUUGUCUUUCCAUGUUAUCUCUCUUCAUUCUCACACCUUUGGCCAUUGCUGUGGAGGGCCCAGAGUUAUGGGCUGCAGGCUGGCAAAAAGCCUUGUCUCAGAUUGGUCCCAAUUUUGUGUGGUGGGUGGCUGCUCAGAGUGUGUUUUACCAUUUGUACAACCAAGUAUCUUACAUGUCCCUGGAUCAGAUUUCACCCUUAACAUUUAGCAUAGGGAACACGAUGAAGAGGAUUUCGGUUAUUGUCUCUUCAAUCCUUAUCUUCCACACACCAAUUCACCCCGUCAAUGCUCUUGGUGCUGCCAUUGCAAUUCUUGGUACCUUCCUCUAUUCACAGAUUGUUGACAUUAUUGAGAUUGAAGAAGAAAGUUGGCAAAUUAGGAAGACAAUGCAAUGGGGUUUUUGUGCAUUUGAGGAAAGAUUGGUUAUGGAGAUAAGGUUGUUCCUGUUCAUGUGCUCUCUGUUGCCAAUUUCACUGGGAUUAGAUCCAUCUCCACCGUUUCUUUUUGGCACUGCUUCUUCUUCCUACCAGUAUGAAGGGGCUUACUCUAGUGACGGCAAAGGGUUGAGCAACUGGGAUGUCUUCUCUCACAUAGCAGGUAGUAUAGAUGAUGGAAGUAAUGGCGACGUUGCCGUUGAUCAAUACCACCGGUAUCAGGAGGAUAUUGAUCUAAUGGAAGCUAUAAAAGUGAACAGCUACCGGUUUUCAAUAUCAUGGGCAAGAAUUCUACCACAAGGUAGAUUUGGAGAAGUUAACAUGGCGGGUAUCAACUACUAUAACAGACUUAUAGAUGCGUUGCUACUCAAAGGUAUCCAACCGUUUGUAACAUUGUUUCACUUUGACAUCCCUCAAGAACUUGAGGACAGAUACGGAGCUUGGCUAAGUCCCCAAUCACAGGAAGAUUUUCAAUUCUUUGCAGAUAUCUGUUUUAAGUCCUUUGGUGACAGAGUCAAGUACUGGGUGACUUUCAAUGAGCCAAAUUAUCUAAUCCCAAUUGCUUACCGCGAAGGUACAUUUCCACCAUGUCGCUGCUCUGGCAAAUUUGGAAAUUGUAGCGGGGGAGAUUCAGAGAAAGAACCCUUUGUGGUUGCCCAUAAUAUGAUCCUAUCACAUGCAUCUGCAGUUGAUCUUUAUCGAAACAAAUACCAGAAUGAGCAAGGCGGAAAAAUUGGAAUAGUCUUACAUUGUGAUUCCUUUGAGCCAUUAAGCAAUUCCACAGCAGAUAAGUUGGCAACCGAAAGGGCGCAAUCAUUCAGCAUUAAUUGGAUCUUGGAUCCAAUCUUAUUCGGUAAGUACCCAAAAGAGAUGGAGAUAAUUCUAGGAACCCUCUUACCUAAAUUUUCCAGUAAUGACAAAGUAAAACUGAGGAGAGGACUGGAUUUUAUCGGCAUCAACCACUACGCAAGUUAUUAUGUCCGAGAUUGCAUAUCAUCUGUGUGUGGACAUGGGAGAGGAGUCUCCAGAACAGAGGGCUUAUAUGAGCAAACUGCACUAAAAAAUGGUGUCCCAAUUGGAGAGCUUACUCCAUUUGAAUGGCUCAAUGUUCACCCACAAGGCAUGAAGAAAAUGCUUAUGUAUCUAAAAGACAGAUAUAACAACACUCCCAUGUUCAUUGUGGAAAAUGGAUAUGCUACUUUGUCUGAUCCAAAUGUUACUGAGAAAGAAUAUCUGAAUGAUCAUAAGAGAAUAGAGUUCAUGUCUGGUCACUUGGAUAAUGUAAUGGCAGCAAUAAGGGAAGGAGCAGAUGUGAGAGGUUACUUUGUUUGGUCCUUGCUGGAUAACUUUGAAUGGAUCUAUGGGUUUUCAGUAAGAUUUGGACUUUACCACGUCGAUUUUGCCACACUGAAGAGAACACCAAAACUAUCAGCAAGUUGGUACAAGUUUUUCAUUGAAAAGUAUAUGGCAGACAACACAAAACAAAGAAGCAUUCUCAGAAAAACAGGGGAAGAGAAUAAUACAACUACAUCGUACCCAAUACAGCAGUAGUUAUUAGACAAGUAUUACACUCUUUUCCUUGUUCUACCCUAUUGUAUAAAAAACAAAAAAAUGUAUUUGAUUGGUAUCAGUACGAGGUGCGUUCUGAGCUAUCAAGUGAUUGCUCCAGUUUGAAAUUUAGCUACAUACAAGGCUAGCAUGUGAUAAAUUCAGAAAGAUAUAAAUUGCAUACAGUAAAUAAGCAAAGCAUCAUGGUUGAAUAGUCAUAAAAUAAUACUUUCAUCA
This is a messenger RNA of Vigna unguiculata (cowpea), 3262 nucleotides long. Its product is annotated as beta-glucosidase 46-like. Gene Ontology annotation, molecular function: beta-glucosidase activity. The record is from RefSeq and is a predicted model, not a curated record. Lineage: Eukaryota; Viridiplantae; Streptophyta; Magnoliopsida; Fabales; Fabaceae. Gene Ontology annotation, biological process: carbohydrate metabolic process.